This is a messenger RNA of Ilex paraguariensis (yerba mate), 1931 nucleotides long. The record is from the annotation of a GenBank genome assembly. Lineage: Eukaryota; Viridiplantae; Streptophyta; Magnoliopsida; Aquifoliales; Aquifoliaceae.
AGGAAGCCCAAGACUCACCUGACAAUACGAAUUCAGUUACCCAUACAGAAUCAUUCUCACCAAUCCCAGAAAAUGCGCGCCACCGUCGCUGUUUUCGUUACUGUGAUUGCAGAGAGAGAGAGAGAGAGAGAGGACGCCUCUGUGAGUAUCUAAAAUUGCCCUGAUUUGUUGGUUUUCAUUAAUUUCUUCGACUUGGGUUGGACUUCGAUUUGCUGUACGAGGAGAAAAGUGCCGUAUAAGAGAGGAAGCGUGAGAAAGAAAGAGAGUAUAGGCUGGCUGUGACACAGCUUAUUUCGGAAGAGGAGACCACAACGCUCUUAGGAGGAGAAGAGCAAGAGGUGGUGGCAAUGAAAGGCCAAGACGACGACGUUGCCGAUUCUAGCUACCGGAAGGUCUACAACGACGAUCAGUUGGCUGUUGAAAUCCCCGAAACUGCCCAUCAAAUCAGCCACGAUUCAUGGUUUCAAGUGGGAUUUGUUCUGACCACUGGUAUCAACAGUGCAUAUGUGCUGGGAUAUUCUGGUGCUGUCAUGGUUCCUCUCGGUUGGAUAGGAGGCGUGAUAGGUUUAAUUUUAGCCACAGCCAUUUCGCUUUAUGCAAAUUCUCUUGUUGCCAAGCUCCACGAAUUUGGUGGGAGGAGGCAUAUCAGAUACAGAGACCUUGCAGGAUUUAUAUAUGGUCCGAAUGCUUAUUCUCUUACAUGGGCAUUCCAAUAUGUGAACCUUUUUAUGAUUAACACUGGAUAUAUCAUUUUGGCUGGUCAGGCUCUAAAGGCUAUCUAUGUUCUGUUUAGGGAUGACCAUGUCAUGAAGCUCCCAUACUUUAUUGCAAUAGCUGGUUUUGCAUGUGGCCUUUUUGCCAUUGGGAUACCCCAUUUGUCAGCUUUAAGGGUUUGGCUGGGAUUUUCAACAUUCUUCAGUCUAGUGUAUAUCGUCACAACAUUUGUGCUGUCUCUUCGAGAUGGAAUUGAAGCUCCAGCCAGGGACUACAGCAUUCCAGGAACAACAACGACCAAGAUUUUUUCAACUAUUGGUGCAGCUGCAAAUACAGUUUUUGCAUUCAAUACAGGAAUGCUUCCAGAGAUACAGGCAACAGUGAGACAACCUGUGGUUAAGAACAUGAUGAAAGGUCUUUUCUUUCAGUUCACCGUAGGAGUUUUGCCAUUGUAUACUGUUACUUUCAUGGGUUACUGGGCUUAUGGAUCCAACACCUCGACCUAUUUGCUCAACAGUGUUAAUGGUCCAGUUUGGGUGAAGACAAUGGCUAAUGUUGCUGCCUUCUUGCAAACUGUCAUCGCUUUGCAUAUAUUUGCGAGUCCAAUGUACGAAUUUAUGGACACAACUUAUGGAAUCAAAGGAAGUGCAUUGGCUUUUCGCAACUUGUCAUUCAGAAUUAUGGUGAGGGGCGGUUAUCUAACAAUAAACACAUUUGUUGCUGCUCUGCUGCCAUUUCUUGGUGACUUCAUGAGCCUCACAGGGGCUAUCAGCACCUUCCCGCUUACGUUUAUCCUUGCAAACCACAUGUACCUCGUUGCCAAGAAAAACAAGCUGAAUUCUUUACAGAAGCUUUGGCACUGGUUCAAUGUAUGUUUUUUCGGUUGCAUGUCUGUCGCAGCAGCAGUUGCUGCCUUGAGGCUUAUUGCAGUAGACUCCACAACUUAUCAUUUCUUUGCCGAUUUAUGAGCAUCAGUGUUAAUUCAAUCAAAAAUCUGAUCUCUCAUUGUUGUAACUAGCCUGAACAGUAAAGGUUUUAUCAUUGAAAAACUUAGUUUCUCGGGAUAUUUAUGCUUCUCUUUUAUUUGUCAUCUCUUUCAUGGCUCUAUGCCUAGGGUCCACAUUGCUUUUGCCUGAAGUCUGAACUUGUUGAAAUGUAUUGGAAAUAAGACCACAAUAUUACAUAUUUUCUUUGAAAGGUGCAAAUAACUAGUUGGG